Molecule: messenger RNA, 4914 nt
Organism: Cutaneotrichosporon cavernicola
Lineage: Eukaryota; Fungi; Basidiomycota; Tremellomycetes; Trichosporonales; Trichosporonaceae
Exons: 7
Coding region: 1-4914 (1637 amino acids)
Source: RefSeq, a predicted model, not a curated record
AUGUUCGGCGAAGAGGGCAAGGAAAAGCUCAUCAAGACAUUGAGGCAACAGAUUGCCGACAGAGAUGCGCGCUAUUCUCAGCUACUGAAGGAGAAGACAGCACAGGAUGAGACGUUGAAGGAGAAGACGGAGGCAGUCGAUUCGCUGCGCACGAAGGCAAACAAUGAAGAGUCACGCGCGGAUCGUACGGAGGCCGCGUUGAAGGGGACGAAGGACGACCUUGCGAAUGCCAAGCUCAACGUGACCAACCUUGAGACCCAAUUACGGACAGAGAGAGCGCGCGCAUCCGAGUCAGAACGGGAGAAGGGAAGGCUGGAGUAUGAUCUGGCUAGCCUCUCGCACAGCGGCCCAGGGCCCUCGACAGUGGAGAACAAGCUCAACGCGCGCGUCAAAGCUCUCGAACAGGAGCUGCAGAGAAAGGAUGCGGAGGUCGUCCGCCUCACGCGGACACCCCCACCCACGCAACGCACGCAACGGAAGCGGCGCUCCUCGGUGGGCGACUUGGACCUUGCCCUCACGAACCAGCGGGACGACGCGACCAAGGCCGCCGCGGCCGCGCAGCGCGAGGUCGCGAGCGUCAAGGCGCGUCUAUCUGCCACCGAGCGCGAGCGUGAUCAGGCAUUAAAUGCACGUUUGGCGGCUGAGAAGCGCGCCGCGCGCGAAACUGAUAGCUUGCAGGAACGCGUUGAAGAGCUGCAAUACUACCUCGACCAGCGGGGCGGAUCGCAACCGGCCGCCGCGAGCGAGAAGGCAAGAUCUGAGCGGGAUACAGCACUCGCCCGUGCCGAGGAGUUGGAGGGGAAGUUGAAGUUGAAGGAGGGCGAGGUGGAGGAGACCCGGAACGCGUUGGAAGAGAGGGCGAAAGGUCUCGAGAUGCUGACGGCCGGCGCCAGCGCCGCGGAACAGCAGGUCGCCGAGCUGCGCGAUACGGUCAAGGAGCUCGAGGCUCAGCUUGCGAGAGCUCAUGGCACGCACGUUGAGAAGGCUGAUCAGAUCGAGCGCGAGCGCGACGCUGCACGUGCGGAGAUCGUCAGUCUGCAAUCUCGGAUUGAAGAAUCGACACGUAACUUCCAGCGGUCCAGCGCCGAGCUCGAGGCUGAACGGGCCAGAUAUGCGGCUCUCCGGGGACAGGUUGAGGUGCUCGAGAGGAAAGCAGCCAGCACAACUGAGGCAGAGGCUGUCGCAGCCGAGGCCCGCGCCCGCGUCCAGCAGCUCGAAGAAGAGGCUAGAGCAUCCACGUCAAAGCUCGCCGAUGCCGAGCUCUCUUUGUCCACCGCCCAGGAGACCACCUCUGCUGCCGAGAGCGUGCGCGACGGCCUCCAGACCAAGCUCGACGCCGCCCUCGCUGACGUAACCAUUAAAGACGCUCGCUUGUCAGAGAUGGAAGCCGAGAUUGCCAUCUCUACUGGCCUCAAAACCCAGCUCAUUUCUGUCCGCAACGAGAGCAAGCGAUGGCGUGAAACAGCCGAGACGUACCAGACUGAGAUCAUGGAGAUGGAGACCGUCCUGCAAGAAGAGAUCAGUGACCUGUCACAAAAGCUCUCUAUCGCGAACGAGGAUCUCUCACGCGCAACGUGGGAUCGCGACGCAGCUCAAACCGCUGUUAAGCGUCUCGAGACCGAGAUCCUCACCGGUUCCAGCCCGAAUGAUCAAGACGAGAUUGUGCGCCUCCGCGAGGAGCGUGACCGUCUCUCCGCCGAGCUCCAGGACAAGGUACUCCUCUUAGACGCUAGAGACGUACCCAGCAAGGAGCAAGUUGAGAAGAUGACUCUCACGAUUCGUCGGUUGCGAAGUGAGCGUGACGAAUUCAAGGGCCAGGUGGCAUUCGCCGAGGACGAGCGCAAGUUUGCCGAACGCGCGAUAACCGCCAGCCACGAGAAGCUCAAUGAUGCGGUCGCGCAGGUGCAGCAGAAGGACACACUUGUGUCUGAACUCGAGGCGAAGCUUGUCGACCACGAGUCUUGGCAGGGAGAAGGCGAGGCGCUCAGGUCCCAGAUUAACGAGCUGCAGCCCAACAUUGCUGCCCUCGAGGCCACAAUUUCCGACUUUGAGCGGCAGCUCGCCGAAGCGGAAGAAGCGCGUGCACAGCUGGAUGAGACGGCUGCGCUUGUUGACAUUCUUGGUGACGAGAAGGCUGUGCUCCAGAGUAAGAUCGCUUCACUCGAGUCCAAGAUCGAGACUCUCGAGGCGGAAGCGUCCGCAAAUGCCGAUGGUUUCCGCCAGGAGCGCGACGGCUUUAUGCGCCGCCUCAACGGCACAGAAGGCGAGCGCGACACGGCCAAGUCGCAGCUGACUGCGCUGGAAAGCCAGACUGCAGACCUUCGUAGCAAACUCGAUUCUGCCACAGCCGACCUCGCCACUGAAACGGCCGCUCGCAAAGCGGCUGAGAACCGGGCGGCGUUACAGGCCGCGGCCGGAGAUGGCGAGGCACAGAGUCUCCUCGCGAAAGAGCAGGCGCGAGUCGAGCGUCGUGACAACUUUAUCAAGCUCCUCGAGGUGGACAAGCAGAAGCUCGACUUCAACCUCAAGAGCGUACAGGACGACUUUUCGCAGCUGUCCGAGGCGCACGCAGCUGUCGAGGCAAGGCUUGCGGCCGCCGUUCCACAGGACACCUUCGACCAGCUCAAUAGAGUACAUGACGCCCUCAAGACUGAGCACGCGAACUUAGCCCACAGUCUCGAGAAUGCGCGUGCCCAAACGACUCGUCUGCAGGAGACUCUUGAGAGCACACAUGUCGACCUCGAGAGCCUCACGAUUGCACACGCCCGCACUCUUGCAGAGCACAAGGCGCUCAAGGCGGAACACGUAGCCGUCCGUGAGGAACUGGGCGAGAUUACUGAGCAUACCCGACACCGUUCCCAGGAGGUUAUCGCUCUGGUGCUCGCCGUCGCUGUGCACCGCCAAGCCGUGGCCUCCGCCGCCUUACAUGCCAACAACCUGGGGUUGCAGCUGCGCGCCUCUACUGAGCGUGUUGCCGCUCUUGAGGAUGAGCGCACUGUGCGUGAGCUUGCCGGGACUUCGGCCCUGCUUGAGGAACUCGAGGAGACCAAGUCUGGGCUCCGGCUGGCCGAGGAGAAGCUCGCCGCGCUGCAGGUGACGUCGGCCGAACUCAGCACCGCCACCGAGAGGACAGCCUCGCUCCAGUCGCGCAUUGCCGAUCUCGAGAGCGCCCUGGCCAUGUCCGAGUCCGCGCACGGUGAUGCUACGGCGCGCACAUCCGCUCUUGAGGAAGAACUCACUGUAGCCGAGACGGCGCGCACUGAGCUGAAGAUCCGCGCCAAGGAACUGCAGAUUCGUGUUGGCGAUAUGCAGGACGACCUCGACGCUGCGAGAACCGUGUAUGACGGCGCAACUGGCCGUGCUGUGAUGCUCGAGAAUGACCUCGCCAAUGCUCUGAAGACGCUUGCGGUUGCGGAGGACCGCCACGCACGCGCCAUAGGUGAUCUUCGCGCUCAGCUUGAUGCCGCUGCCACCAAGGCCGAGGGGAAGCUUACUGCCGCGAAGAAUGAGGCUGUACAGACCAAGGCAGCCGACGAGCAAGUCAUCGCCGAUCUUGAAGCCGAGCUCACAGCCACUCACGAGCAAGCGGGAGCCGAUCUCGCAGAUGCCCAUGACCGCAUCAAGGCCGCUGACGAGGAGGUCGCCACGCUCUCCGAGACGAUUGACUCCCUCCGCGCCGAUCUCGAGGCCGUCCGUGACGAGCACGACACAGCUGCAGCCCGUGCUGAAAACGCUAUGUCCCAUGCGGAUGCGCUUGCGGCUGAUGUUGCCCGCAUGCAGAGCGAGCUCGAGGCCGGUGAGGAGCUGGCCAAGGCCGCGGCCGAGCGCAUCGAGUUGCUGGUUUCCGACCUCAGUGCGGCCCGCGCGCAAAAUUCCACACUGGGAUCCGACCUCGACGCGGCGACGGCGGACCUCCAGGCAGUCCAGUGUGAGCUCGACAGGCAGCGCACACGCGAGUCGGAUCUUGUCGCGGAGCUCGACACGGCUCGCUUGGACCUCGGCGAUGCGCAGGAUGUGCUCAAGGAGGCCCAGAAUAGGGCUGCUGUAGCCGAGGCGGACGCGCGCAAGGCGGCGUCACACCUGAGCUUCAUGGAGCGUGGGCAGGUCGACAUGUCCACCCGACUUGCAACGUUGCGCGACGAGCUUGUGCAGGCACAGGCUGCCGUUGCUGCCGCUGAAGGUCAGGCUCGCGAGACCGAGCGUCUCGCGAACGCCAACAAGGCUCUCAAGGACACGCUGGCCGAUGCCGAGGAGGAUUUGAAAUACAAGACGGCCUCGCUCGACGCAAAGAACCUCGACCUCGAGGAGGCAGACGACCGCGAGAUGGAGCUCAAGAAGCAGAUCAAGAAGGCGGGUGCAAGGGCUGAGAAGCUCUCGCGUAAGGUGCGCGUGCUGGAGAGCGAGAUCGAGACGCUCCAGAACACGAUGGAGAACAUGUCGCCAAGGCGAACGCGCGAGAUCCCAUCCAUCGCCAUCACCCCAUCGUCUUCCUCUGCUGGGGCUCGUGCAACUGCCGCGGCCCUUGCAUCCGCAGCCGAGUCCUCUUUGUCUUCCUCUGCGCCCUCCGGACCGUCCACUACACCCCGGGCCAAGCGGAGCCGUGAGGCCGAGGAUGAGUUGGUGACGCGCGAGGUGUGGGUUGAGGACGGCCCACUGCCGAAGCGCAACAGCCCCCCAAGUGAGGGUAGACAACCAUUGGCAGCCCGCACGAAUCGCCAAGCCCGUAAGCCGCUCACCUCCACCGAGCGCGCAUUCAUGCAGAAGCGCGCUCAGAUGGCGGCGAGUACUCCGAGCGAGCGUAAGGUCGCGAUGCGGAGCGUGCUUGGGUCAGCCACAACGCCGGGUGCGACGCCGGGCGACAGGCGGGUGUUUGGCCCAGGAGGGCCGGGAUCGGGGCGUUCUACUUCGGGAUAA